This is a messenger RNA of Purpureocillium takamizusanense, 3011 nucleotides long. Its product is annotated as Tripeptidyl-peptidase I. Lineage: Eukaryota; Fungi; Ascomycota; Sordariomycetes; Hypocreales; Ophiocordycipitaceae. Gene Ontology annotation, molecular function: serine-type endopeptidase activity; tripeptidyl-peptidase activity. The record is from RefSeq and is a predicted model, not a curated record. The transcript has 6 exons. The coding region runs from base 856 to 2820 and encodes 654 amino acids. Gene Ontology annotation, biological process: proteolysis.
AGUGCUUCGUACAAAAGGUCAUCAGCUUGGCGCUCUUCUCAAGAAAGAUGCGUCUCAGACUCAUGCUACAUUGAGUAAGACAGGCACAGAGUAACUAUCUGUUUUCAUCAACGCAAGUACAGUAUCGCCAAGCUACCAGCAUGCAUUUACCUUCACCACUCGCCCAACCUCCUCGAGCAUCCUGAGGCAGUUCUAGUCACGAUGCAACAAACAGACCCGAAACUCCGAAAUGACCCACGAAGUAUGCAUACACAUAUGCAUACCCAACCUUAUUCGGCGCCUCAAGAAUAGACUCUAAAGAGUCCCGUCGCAAGCACAAGCACUGUUCUUCUCUCAUUGAAUGUACACGGCUGACCGAGCAGUCGCAACCACGGUCCUCUGAUGGUCGGAACCAUGGGAUCCGUGAUCGUUGUUGGACUCGUCGCGUAUAGAACGGCAAAUCAGCACCUAGCAACCACCGCACUUUAGGAAGGCGAAACUGUAAACCGACGUUCAAGCUUAAUGCGUUCUGUGGGAAACGACCAACUAACAUGGUGUCAAAAUAGGCAGCUCGUCACCAAGGACGCAUCUGUCGCUCGAGAUGUGACGAGCGCGAGAGGGAAAGGACGGGAUGUAUAGGUCCUCACAUUGUGAGAAUCAACGUUUGACGACGAUGGCCACUUCUUCGUUAUUUAAGCCGGAGUUCGCUCCCCCCGUCGUUGCGCCACAGGUGCUUGCUUGCUCUCUAUCUCCGUACCCGAAACGAGCUGUUGCUCCCGACUCGGCGCUGCCCAUCUUAUCGACGCGGACCAAAGCACCGGGAACGCCCUUCUACUUGGCGGCCACAGGGCUGAAAGCUACCACUGCUCUACAUCGAUGCGCAACCACAUCCUUCUUCUCCUCGGUGGCCUGGUGGCCGGUGGGCUGAGUGCGCCGGCCGUCUCGCACGGCGGCGGUGCCCAUGUCCUGCACCAGAAGCGCAGCGACGAGACGCAUCACGACGUAUGGGUCAAGCGGGAACCCGCGGACCCUGCCACCAGGGUUCCGGUCCGCAUCGCCCUGAAGCAACGCAACUUGGAGCGAGGCAUGGACCUCGUCUUGGAAGUGUCUGACCCGACUCACGGAUCCGGCAAGUACGGCCAGUGGUACAGCCGCGAGCAAAUCAUCGACCUCUUCGCCCCGUCGGACGAAUCCAUCGUCAAGGUCAGGGAGUGGCUCAUCCUAUCGGGCGUCGCCGCGGAAACCAUCGUCGUGCCUGAGACUAAGGGUUGGGUUCAUUUCGACGCGACAGUCGGCCAGCUUGAGUCACUCGUCAAGGCCGACUACCAUUUAUACAAGCACAUACUGGUCCGCGAUGAGGGCGAUGACGCUGAUCACCACCUCGGCACCGACGAAUACCACCUACCGGAGGAUGUCGCCGCCCACGUCGACUUCAUCGUGCCCGGAACUGCCUUUGCGCGGCUCGCCCCGGGCCCGGGAAAGAGCCUGCGCCGGCGGAAGAGCAGCAUGAACGGCAGUGGUGGCAGGCCGCCGUCCCGUCCUCUGCCGCCGGAACUGGAGUCUACUAAUCCCGGCGACUGUGGGCGCGUGGUCACCCCCGAUUGUCUCCGGGCUAUGUAUAACAUCCCCAUGGGUAAGCAUGCGAACCCGAGCAAUAGGCUCGGCAUCUUUGAGCUCGAGGGUGAGUUCUACGUGCAGUCCGACAUGGACCGAUACGUGAAGAGGUUCGCGCCGUACGUGCCGCAGAAUUUUACGCCGGUGGUUUACGAAAUCGACGGCACUCCCGGGGUGUCGACGGACAUUAACAAGGCCGGCGGCGAAUGCAUGCUGGAUUUUGAAAUGGCCGUCCCUCUCAUCUAUCCGCAAAGCACGGUCAUGUAUAUGGUCCCCGGCUCGGGCGGCAACAGGACAGGCAUCUGGAACCCCUUUCUCGAUGCCAUGGACAGUAGCUACUGCAACCGCACGUCACACGGCUACACCGGAGACACGCCAAAAAUCGACGGCAGCCGCUCUCGGCAGGACUGCGGGACCGUAGCACCGACAAAUGUUAUUUCCAUCUCGUACGGCCUUACCGAGCCUUGGUAUCCAGCGAGGUACCUAGAGAGGCAGUGUGACGAGUGGAUGAAGCUGGCUCUAGCCGGCACUACCAUUCUCCUCGCUAGUGGUGACGCGGGUGUAGCGGACCCUGGGCUCGAGUGCAUGGGCCCAAACCAUACAAUUUUCAUGCCAGACGCGACAUGCGACUGCCCCUACAUUACGGGCGUCGGCGGCACUGUCCUACAGGAACAUAAGCGGCCGGGAGAUAGGGAGGUGGCGACCGAGAGAUUCUCCUCGGGCGGCGGCUUUAGCAACAUCUACAAGACCCCAAGCUAUCAGCGCCAGGCCGUGCAGGACUAUCUCGCCAGGUACCCGCCGGCUUUCCCCUCGUAUAGCACCAGUCGCGGCCAGAUCCCCAAGAAUGGAGGGGUCUAUAAUCGUAACGGCCGCGCGUACCCGGACCUAUCCGCGACCGGGGACAACGGCGUGGUCGCGGUGGGUGGAGGAUUUUUCCUCGGGGCCGGAACCUCCAUGUCGGCGCCCAUCGUCGCGGCCAUCUUCAACCUCAUAAACGAGGAGCGGCUCGCCGCCGGCAAGUCGCCAAUCGGCUUCGUCAACCCGGUCCUGUACCAGCACCCCGAAAUGUUCAACGAUGUCCUCGUGGGGUCGCAGCCGCUCGGCGGGCCCUCCAACACGGGGUGCGGCAACAACGGCGGGUUUCACUGUCAGAAGGGCUGGGAUCCCGUCACGGGCAUGGGCACACCCAAUUACAAGAAGAUGCUUGAGGUCUUUAUGUCGAUCUGAGGGGACGGGAGGGUUCGUCCAGAUUGUGUGUGUGUGUGUGUGUGUGUGUGUGUCUGAGCCGACCCGGCGACGAGGGCGGUCAAGGCCGAAGGAGGAUGAGAGAAGAGCUUGAAUGGGAUGGACAAGUGUGGUCGGAGAAGGUGGCUUUUUGCCGUUGACCAGAACAUGGACCUGAAGAAGGAUGAUGCGUC